This is a messenger RNA of Oppia nitens, 2560 nucleotides long. RefSeq lists its product as uncharacterized. The transcript is spliced from 5 exons. Lineage: Eukaryota; Metazoa; Arthropoda; Arachnida; Sarcoptiformes; Oppiidae. Gene Ontology annotation, cellular component: nucleus. Bases 202 to 2346 code for a protein of 714 amino acids. The record is from RefSeq and is a predicted model, not a curated record.
UGUGUAAAUAUAAUGAAAGAGAGUAUUAAGUGUUUGUUUCAUUGAUUGGAUAGAAAUGAAUGAAUGAAUGAAUGAAUGAAUGACUAAAACUCUAUACACAAUGUUUGGACAAUAAUAGCAAAUGAAUAGAAUGUUCGCACCAUUUGUCACAUCAAUCACUUACUGACCACUCAUUGACUUUUGUUUUGAUUUUCACAGACAAUGAGUGGUGAAGAGCGACGAAUUGCACUCAAGAGUGUACCACUCGGUGGUCAUCAAAACAAUAAUAAUAAUAAUAAUAAUAAUAACAUUGUAGACAAACGUGAGAUGAAGAGAGAGACGAAAACACGACGCUUUCAAUUGACACUCAAUACACACGAAGAUCAUUGCAAUGAGUUUUCAUUUACUCAACUCAUCAGUCAAUCUGAUGAACCAAAUACUAAACCUAACGGUGCCGGCGAUUCUGAUGACCCGCUUCUUGAAGAAGAUGACGAAAAAAUACGUAAUUUGGAGAAACAUUUUCAGAGGAAAUACGGACCGAAAAAGAGGCGUAUAAUUGAGGAUCACAUCGACAAAGGAGAGGGAUAUGAUUUGACUGAUCCUUUCAUUGAUAACGAAGAGGCUUACGAUGAACUGAUUCCAUCUGAUAUGACCACUAAAUUUGGCGGAUUUUACAUUAAUUGCGGUGAACUUGAAUUUAGACCACUUUCUCCCGAAACCAUAGAUAAAAAUGAAUUGGAAAAGGAUGACGACGAAGACAAUAUCAAACCAGUUGUCAUUAAGCGGACAAAGAAAAAACCAUUUGUCGAAAGUAAUGAAGAAAUGCAGAAAUUAAAGAAGAAACGAACCAACACUUCCAAUACAACAAAUACAUCCAACAAAACCGAUAUACCAAAUAUAAUCGACACAUCUAACAAAAUUAACUUAUCCAACACAACCAACACAAACACAUCCAACAAAACCAACUCAUCCAUCACAACAAACUCAUCCGUCACAACCAACAUAUCCAACAAAACCAAUAUAACAAAUAUAAUUAACACACCAAACAAAACAAACUCAUCCAACACAUCCAAUAAAACCAAUACAAGUAUAAUCAAUACAUCCAACAAAAUCAAUAAACCAAAUAUAAGCAACGCAUCAAACAAAACCAAUAUAACAAAUAUGAUCAACACUUCUAACAAAAACAACCCAAUAAAUACAAUUAACAAAACCAACACAUCCAAAAUAACCAACACAUCUAAUAUAACCAACACAUCCAAUAUAACAAACACAUCCAAUAUAACCAACACAUCCAAUAUAACCAACACAUCCAAUAUAACCAACACAUCCAAUAUAACCAACGCAACCAAUACAACCAACACAUCUAAUACAUCGCGUCCGUCAAAAUUAUCUGAUUUGAGUGGUGUUUAUACCGGACAGGACUAUAUUGAUCAAUAUGUUGAACAUAUUAUGAGAGCUCAGAGUUUGAGAGCAGAGCGACAAAAGAAACAGAAGAAAGAAGCAAAGUCAGCAAAAGGUAGCGACCAAUCGUUGUGUACACCAUUGAACUUGAAGGUGACACCAAACAGAAGCACAUCGAGUCCACAACUCAACUAUAAUGACAAUUCAUUGGUUUCAAAACAGCUUCAAAAGCAAUCGUCUAAUUUAUCGAAAGAUUUCAUCAAAACGUCAAAAUAUGAUCAAACUAGUUCACGUGACACAUCUUUGACCAUAACUCCGGUAACGACAGUCCAGACUAAAUCGAGUGACAUAUUAAACAACAAACAAAAUUCAAUGAAUACUUCAUCGACGCGCAACUCAUUUAAUGUUUCAUCGAUUACAUCACCUGUAACUACAGUUCAGCAUAAAUCGGGUGACAUUUUAAACACCAAACAAAGUUCAAUGAAUAGUUCAACACGUAAUACAUUUAGUGUAUCACCGAUUAUAGCACCGGUAUCGACAUCUCAGCAUAAAUCACCCGAUCUAUUAAACGCCAAACAAACUUCAGUGAAUAGCUCAUCAACGCGUAACUCAUAUACCGGAAAUACGAUGACGACCUCGACAUCAGUAACUACAACUCAACACAAAUCGGGUGACAUAUUAAACAGUAAACAAAAUUCGGUAAACAGUUCAUCAACGCGUAACACAUUUAAUGUAUCGCCGACCACAACGCCUCAAUUGAUGAUGAAUGAGAUGUCUGGACACUAUUAUAUACAAAAUUAUGCCAAUUUGAUGCAAUUCGGACAAUUACACGGACAUGCAAUGAGACUCAUGGAUCAACAAAAUCAAGCAUCAUUAUUUAGCUCACAAUUGAAUAACCAAUUUUACUCUCAAUAUUCAACCAAAUCUACCAGUGCUUCCAAUAAAUCUUCAAAUAAAGACAAAUGAAUCAAUUUUAUGAAUUAACAACAAUCGAUGAAAAGUUUGAUUUUACAUAUUAUUGAUAGUUUUAAAAAGCAAAGUUAACAAGUUUUUCCUGGAGUGAAAGUUUUUCCUUAUUUUUGACAUACAUUUCUCUAAAAACCAAAUGGCAGUCAUUGAGAGUGAAAGUCUCACAUUUCAUUGCAGACAAGUUUAAGGUGAAUACAUGUGAAUAUUUGUG